AUGGGAGCCAAUCUAGCCAAAGAGCUUGAUAAAGCUAAAGCACAAAACAUUACAGAGCUUGACCUCAAAGACAAGGGAAUCGAUGAACUCCCCUCAAACAUUGGCAAUCUAGAUCAACUCAAAAAGUUAAACCUCUCUAAAAAUAACCUUAGAAAGUUACCUACUACUAUAGGUAAUCUUCGAAACCUUGUAUCACUUAGUUUAUUCCAAAACAGUUUGAAAGAGUUACCACAUGAACUCACUCAAUUAACCAACCUUGAAGCACUCAACCUCAGUAUUAACAAACUACCAAGUUUACCAAGAGGUUUUGGUUCAUUUAAUCAUCUCUAUUUCUUGGAUUUAUCUUAUAAUAGAUUGACAGAAUUAACAACACAAAUUGGUUUGAUUACAACAUUGAAAGAAUUACAUCUAUCAUUUAACAAGUUGACAGAGUUACCAGCCGAGAUUGGUAAAUGUUUGGAUUUGGAGAUAUUCAAUUGCAGUAAUAACAAGAUUGAAUUGUUGCCACCAGAGAUUGCCAAUUGCAACAAGUUGAGAUUGGUCAAUAUCGUCAAUAACAAGAUAGUAUGGAUUCCACCACCAUUUGGAAAGAUUGAAAAGUUGGAAAAGAUCGAUAUCUCACUCAACCCAAUCGACAAGGUAUUGCAACCACAUGCAAUGCGUGGACCCGAUGUAUUGAUCAAAUACAUUAAAUCUGAUGAAUACGAUCAGACCUAUUACAAGGAAACUGGUAAACCAAGACCUUCUACCACUACACUCUCAACAUCUCCUCCAACUACUCCACCAACUACAGAUGAAGCUUCUGCUGAUCAUCCACCUCAUAAACAUGAACCUGAAGAAACUUCAACAACCUCUACAGCAGCAACAAGUUCCUAA
Molecule: messenger RNA, 876 nt
Organism: Cavenderia fasciculata
Lineage: Eukaryota; Evosea; Eumycetozoa; Acytosteliales; Cavenderiaceae
Product: Ras suppressor protein
Exons: 3
Coding region: 1-876 (291 amino acids)
Molecular function (GO): protein binding
Source: RefSeq, a predicted model, not a curated record